AUUUAGGAACAUUAACAUACAUUAUUAUUGGAAACAAAAACUCGUAUUACCGUUUAUGACCUAUUGAGAUGUUCAAUGAAAAUGGUGUCAAGAGUACUCACCUACCAACUUUAGAACAUUCGGCCACGUCAGACGUCACAGCAGCGUGUUUAUAUCUUUUUGGAUCAGCGAUCGAUGGUCUCGUCCGUCGUGGAUACGUGAAUCCUUCAAAAAAGCUUGCAUCAUCUGUAUCAACAUGUGUUGCCAUGGUGAUGUUGUUUUCUAGUGUCAUCCAUGUUGCUAUGGUGACCGACCAAAUUGAGAUUCCAAUGAUUAGCAGGAUGACGCCAAGCACUGAUACCAGAAGAAUAAUCAGCGAAGUGGUACUCCUGCAUUAAUGAUGUAUAUCUUAUCUCAUAAUAAACAAAUACUGGAUGAUCAGGAGCUGGAUAUGGCAGAAUACCUAUUCGAGAAAAA
This is a messenger RNA of Owenia fusiformis, 456 nucleotides long. The record is from the annotation of a GenBank genome assembly. Lineage: Eukaryota; Metazoa; Annelida; Polychaeta; Sabellida; Oweniidae.